Messenger RNA from Aspergillus melleus, 483 nucleotides. RefSeq names its product DUF2945 domain-containing protein. Lineage: Eukaryota; Fungi; Ascomycota; Eurotiomycetes; Eurotiales; Aspergillaceae. The coding region runs from base 101 to 325 and encodes 74 amino acids. The transcript is spliced from 3 exons. The record is from RefSeq and is a predicted model, not a curated record.
GGCCGGCAUAAGGCACUCGCUAAUAUUCUACACGAUUUCUUUUAUAUCCCUCAAGUGAAUGUUUUCAUAACGAAAGUCUUACAUUCUAGCCGCCAACAAUAUGGAUGAUAUCAAAGAUAAGCACGGCGAGGCUAUCCACCCGGGAGACCACGUUUUCACUAAGAUUCGGGGUGGUAAACACGAGGGAGAGGUGGAGAAAAUUGUUACAAGCGAAGAAGAAGCAGAAGAAGAGGGCGUGAAGCAUCCUCCUAAGGUGCUCUUCCAUGACCAACGCGGGAAGAGGGUCGCACAUAAUCCGGGAACUCUGGAAAAGCUUGACGACUGAAUAUUCAAAUAAUAUGCCUCAUAGCGCCAAUAUGCCACAACAAUCUCGUAUUGAGGGAUGAAGGAAAACGUAUCUUCUAGCUCAUAAUUUGAUCAGCUACGGUCCCAGCGUAGCAUAAUUUACUUUGUGAACGGUCAUUUCAAUCAUAGUAAUCCGAU